Schizosaccharomyces japonicus yFS275 is the source of this 1363-nucleotide messenger RNA. RefSeq names its product zinc knuckle TRAMP complex subunit Air1. Lineage: Eukaryota; Fungi; Ascomycota; Schizosaccharomycetes; Schizosaccharomycetales; Schizosaccharomycetaceae. The transcript is spliced from 3 exons. The record is from RefSeq and is a predicted model, not a curated record. Gene Ontology annotation, cellular component: nucleus. The coding region runs from base 258 to 1196 and encodes 312 amino acids. Gene Ontology annotation, molecular function: nucleic acid binding; zinc ion binding.
UUUCAAGUUAAAUUUUUACUAAUUCUUCAGAAAAAAAAGUACAAAAAGAAGUAAAAUAGAUAAAAAAUACAAUCAAGAGAUCUAUACCCAUUUAUUAGUCAACACUACCUGCUGCUCUCAAAUUGAGUUGCCUUAUUGCGUACUCAAAGCCCUACUAGUUUUGUACUUCACGUAUGCCACUGCAUUUAUAAGUCAUUACUCGGAAUCUUUUACUAUCACUGUCAACUUGCAAAGUUUGUACAAUUUUGCAGUGAACAAUGAGUACUGAGACUGAUCAAGUGUUCACUGGUGCCGGUGAACAGCUUGACCCGUUUUUUAUAGACGAUGCAGCCGAACCGAAUGCUUCAAUCACAGUCGACAAAGAAAAUAGUGAAGAGCACGAAGUAGCUGCUUCUGAAACGUCUUCUGUUAGUUCUAGCGAAUUUGACGAGGAGGAAUGGGCUGAGGUUAGCAAAGGCCGUUAUUUUGGUUCUGAUCCUAAGGACGACAUUAUUUGUCAUAACUGUAAAGGACAUGGCCAUGUUUCCCGGGAUUGCACACACACUCUGUGCACAACAUGUGGUGCCAUCGAUGAUCAUCCUCCUCAUAGAUGUCCCCGUACAAAACGAUGCAUGAACUGCGGUUUACUUGGUCACAUUCAAUCCAAAUGUCCCGAACCAAGAAAUCGCUCUCGUGUUUGCCGUACAUGCAAUAUAGACACACACACGAGCCGUACAUGCCCCCUUAUUUGGCGUUACUACGUUGAGACAGAGGAUACUGUUCGCGUAGAAGCUGGUCGAGUUAAAAAACACUGCUACAACUGUGCAGCAGAGGGACAUUUUGGUGACGAUUGCGACUUGCCAUCUCGUUCACAGUAUCAAAGUAAUACGGCCUUUUGCGAAGCAAAUUGUCCUACUGGAAACGAUGUCUCGAAUGAAGAAUUCACUAAAAAACUGCAUCAAGAGUUUAAAGACGAUAGCCACUAUCGUCCUUCUAGUUCUUACUCGCAGUCCAACAACAACAACAAAUACUCAAAACGUCCUCAUAAGCGGAGUUAUUCCAGUGGCUAUAAUUCAUAUAACUCGGACAGAAAACGCCGUGACAACUAUUCGCCAUACUCAGAUGGCCGCGACAAGUCCUUAAGGAAUCGGAUAUCCUCACCUUCCUCUCCAGCUGAAUCGUCUAAACGGAGAAAAACUUGGCGUAAGAGAUGGUGAUUUUGGUAAUUUUGGUGAUUUAAUAAAAAAGCGUUUAAAACAUUUCCGUAUAGUCCUCAAUGGGUGACACUCAUGUAUCACCAAGACCUCGUAUCUCUUCAUUUUCACCGACGCCAUUGCUAGACUAACAAUUCCAUUCUUUUCCCCAACCAGUGCCCAUUCCAAAU